Messenger RNA from Diorhabda sublineata, 1087 nucleotides. RefSeq lists its product as uncharacterized. Lineage: Eukaryota; Metazoa; Arthropoda; Insecta; Coleoptera; Chrysomelidae. The record is from RefSeq and is a predicted model, not a curated record. Bases 1 to 1056 code for a protein of 351 amino acids. The transcript is spliced from 2 exons.
AUGGAAGUGAAUCAUUGGAGGAGUAUUGUGAGGUGCAAUUUGUGUGACGAAAUACCCAAAACGGUUCCUUUAUAUCAAUGUCCGUUACAACAUCGAUAUUGCGUAGAAUGCUUUUUAAAUUUACGAAAAAAAUACAGAGGGUACAAUAAAAACGAGGCCACGUGUGUUGUUUGUAAAACUACCGGAAUCUUCACUCAAACUAAAGUCAAUUUGGAUUUUUUGAAUAAAAUUCGAACCAAACCUGGUAUCGGAAGACCUUAUAGAUACGAUCUUAAUCAAAUUGUUAAUAAUCGUCUCGAUUAUCAAAGAUCCGAAUUACCAAAAAGAUUAAACGUAACUUUGGAAACGUUAUUUCGUCUUCCAACCAAAGAACUAAAACUUCUAUUGGGCAAAAAGAACGCUACUGUAUCGAAAGAAUCAUCACCGCGAUGUCAAAAUCCAUCGACUAAUUCGAGUUAUUUAAAAAUCGAUUCGCAACAAUCGAAAACCCCAAUUAAAUGCCCGCACAAACCUUGCAAAAAAAUUAUAGCGACAUCGACUUUUAUAACGCAUUUCAAACACGAUCACAGCGAUAUACCCGCUUACGCUAUAGAAAGAAACAGAGAAUUAUGUGUCACUUUAGACGUUUCGAUCAUAGAACACAACAAUCAUCAUUGUUUGGCCAUGAUCACGGUGUACGAUCGGAAUAACAUCGAUGUGGAAAAGUCGCGAAGUUCGGUGAGCGUUAUUAAGACUUGCGAUAAAUUCAAUCAGUACAUUCCGAUGAAUUCGUUUUGGUUGAUGGCGACCGGAUCUCCGGAACGGAAACGCGAUCUAGCUUCGGUUCUGAUUUGGUUGUUUUGUCCUUGCGGGGAUCGGUACUGCUGCACCAUCGAAUUGUGUUCGAAAUCGGAUUCGAUGGCGUUUUCUACGUUCUGCGAAGUACACGCCACCGCUCAUAAUUUGGAGUUCGAUGAUAUAGCUGGUAAAUUGCAUGGGUUGUUGAUAUGUAGGGCUUCGAUAGCUGCUUUAUUAGAAGAAGGACCUCAAUUAAAUUUAAGGAUAACCAUACAUUGAUCGUGGAAAUUUUUAGUUGUAAUUUUUUUUA